Messenger RNA from Trifolium pratense (red clover), 1643 nucleotides. Its product is annotated as BTB/POZ domain-containing protein At3g22104-like. Bases 195 to 1568 code for a protein of 457 amino acids. The record is from RefSeq and is a predicted model, not a curated record. The transcript is spliced from 2 exons. NCBI's taxonomy places the organism in Eukaryota, Viridiplantae, Streptophyta, Magnoliopsida, Fabales, Fabaceae.
GUUUUCUCUUUCUUUCAAACAUGACCCUCAUGAUUUAUUGUUUCAAAUUUUCUAUUUUUUUUCUUAUGUAUUUAAUUUUGUGUCAUUUGAUUCCAUGAUUUUUUUUUUUUUUUUUUUUUGGGUUUGCAAUUCCAUGAUGAAUUUAAUCACAUGCUUUUGAGUUCAUAAUUAGGCUUUGCUACAAUAAUAGUAACAUGGAAUUAACUUCAUCUAAUGUGUCCAUGCUAUGUUCUGCUGCCCAAUUUUUAGAAAUGGAAGAAUGUGAUAGUCUUGGAACACAAAGCUUGAAGCCUCAUAUCGAAAAAUUUUGUGAAGCAAUUCGUUUUUGGACGUUGUUUGAACUCGUAGAAGCAUUGAAACAAUGUCAAGAAUCACUUCAUUCUAAACGUUACUUAGAAAUUUUAGACAGAAUCAUGGAUCAAUUGAUUGAAAGGUUAGCUUCUCCAUGUACUAUUUCAAGUCCAUACACAUGUUCUUCGAACGCAUCUAGCUUUCGGGUUUCUUUCGACACAAGCAGUUACAAUAGCUUGAGAAAUAACUUCUCUGAGGCUACAUGGUGGUUUGAACAUCUUCUAUUUUUGAAGAUUGAUUUGUUGGAUAAUAUCAUAAGGAAAAUGAUAUCUUAUAAUUUAGAUCAUAGUGUUGUAUCCAAGUUUCUAUUCUACUAUCAUAAGUUGAGUUAUGUAAGUGCUGCACAAGAUGUUAAGAUUGAGACAAUUAAGGUUGUAAUCAAUCUUCUUUCAUUGCUUGAUAUUGGAUCAAUUUCUUGCAAGGAUUUAUUCAAUCUUAAUCGAAUCGCGAUUAGUUUGAAAAUAAGCAAAUUUUGUAGAAACAAUAUAGAAAGUCUUAUAGGUCCUCUUUUGGAUCAAGUAACAAUUGAUUAUCUACUCAUUCCAUCUCCACAUGAUAGUGAUCAUGCAUAUGAUGUUGAUUUUGUCUUAAGGGUCAUGAAGAUUUUUUUGUUAGGAGGUAGUUUUGAGUUAAAUUCGAACCGAGUUAAGAGAGUUAGUAAAAUGAUGGAUUUGUUCCUUGUGGAAGCUUCUCCUGAUCCUCAUCUUCAACCUUGUGAAUUUGAAGCUUUGAUUACAGUACUACCUGAUACUAUGAGGGAAUCACAUGAUCAAUUAUACCUAGCCAUGGACAUGUAUCUAAAGAUUCAUGCAGGACUAAGUGAAGAUGAAAAGAUGAAUAUCUGUUGCACACUAAACCAUAAGAAGCUGUCACCAGAUAUUUUGAGACAUCUUACUAGAAACUUGAUGUUUCCUUCAGAAACAAAACCAAGAUCACAUGUUACUAGACAUUGUCGAAUGAAAACAAUACUUCAAGAAAAUGAUCAUUUGAAAAACUUCUUUGACUCUGUGAUUCGUAAAAGUUUCAAGAUCACAGCUGUGAAAGAGGAUGUUGAAAAGAUAAUUUAUGAUGAUGAUGAUGAUGAUGAUGAUGAUCAAGAGCUAAUGAAAUUUGGUGAUUUGGAAAGAAUGGAAGGUGGGACUCGUCUGGCUUAUGUAAGGAAAUCAAGGGUUCAUACUAUGAGCAAUAUCAUAUAUUUGCCAAAAUUUUGUUCAUGAUUGUUAGUUGGGAAAAGCUAUGCCGUACGGACAUUUGUUAGUGUAUUAUAAAUAACAAUUUUGCAUUGAAAAUUA